AUGGUGUUCAACGUACUUAUACACACGCCUUACGCUCUAGAAAGACACUUUUACCAGCAUAGCUGGAAAAAGAAAUGGGGGUUUGACCCUUCGAUUCAGUCGACUUCAGAUUACUGCCGCCCCGCCAGGUCACUUAUUGAGGUCGCUGCUAGUCGCGGAGAUGAGGUAACCAUCCGUGAGUUGCUCUCUAAAGGACAUGGCCCUUUUGGACUUAGGGACAACGCAAAACCUCACCAUUGGUUAAACCCAUACCACCGCCUCAGCCACCUCCGUGGUCUCAUGCCAAUGAUCGCCGCUGCGAAGAGCCGGCAUGUCGGCGCCGCACUUGCUCUGAUCAGGGGACACUUCAAGUGUGAUGCAGUCAGGUGGCUCUUGAUCAUCGGAACGGUCCUAGAAGGCAGAGACCAACAGCAACCCCACAGACGACAUGUCAACCCGAAACCAUCUUCUACGUCAAGUAUUGAUGCAGACGAUGGAGAACGGCGGGUCCAGCGUGACAGAGAUGUCAAAUUCUGGCAGGAGUUGAUCGACGCAGGGGUUCUGGAUCUGCAACAUUCUGCCAAAGGAUGCCAAUGUUCCGAAACACCAAUGGCAAUGGCGGCGACUCAUCCCACCCGUAUGGCAAUAGAGGCUGCCAGGAACUUCGUCUGCGAGCGGCUCGUCAUCCCUUCCAAUGCCGAAUACCGUGAAUGUGGAGACCAGUCGGACGCUGGAUGGAACCCACGGCAAUUUCCCGAGGAUAUAAGAACACCAACUGGUAUUAUAUUGUCCUAG
Molecule: messenger RNA, 774 nt
Organism: Colletotrichum lupini
Lineage: Eukaryota; Fungi; Ascomycota; Sordariomycetes; Glomerellales; Glomerellaceae
Exons: 1
Coding region: 1-774 (257 amino acids)
Source: RefSeq, a predicted model, not a curated record